Molecule: messenger RNA, 630 nt
Organism: Cyphellophora attinorum
Lineage: Eukaryota; Fungi; Ascomycota; Eurotiomycetes; Chaetothyriales; Cyphellophoraceae
Product: SH3 domain-containing YSC84-like protein 1
Exons: 1
Coding region: 1-630 (209 amino acids)
Molecular function (GO): phosphatidylinositol binding
Source: RefSeq, a predicted model, not a curated record
AUGGCCAAAGACUCAGCCAAGAAGGAGACUGACUCCGCCGCUAAGAUCCUCACCUCCUUCCUGAAGAAGAUCCCACCGCAAGUCCUCGCCGAAGCCAAGGGCCUCGCCAUCUUUUCCGGUUUCCGUGGCGGCAUGUGGGUCGCCGGCUCAGGCGGUUCCGGUGUUGUAGUCGCCCGCCUCCCAGAUGGCACAUGGAGUCCUCCCAGCGCUUUCCAAGUCCGGAGUGGCUCGUUCGGUCUCUCUCUUGGCAUAGACGUUUUCGACUGCAUCGCUGUACUCAACACUCCUGAAGCUCUGGCAGCAUACUACUCAGAAAGUGACGCCGGUGGGAAGGUCGUGAUGGGUGGCGGCAUUUCUGUUGCCGCGGGGCCGGUUGCGUCGACUACCGCGAGCACGAGUGAUAGUGGGUCAGGUGGGAAGAAGGCAGUGUAUACGUACACGAAAAGUAUGGGGUUGUAUGGUGGUGUGACUGUUGACGGGACGGUGAUCAAGGCGAAUCAGAAAGUGAAUGAGGCUUGGUAUGGACAGUCAGGGGUCACUGUGGAAAAGAUCCUGAGAGGGGACGUCAAAGCUGGAGAAUGGCCUACUGGGGGCAACGGCCUGCGGGAGGUGCUGGCAGGCAUCCCUUGA